AUGAUACGCACAGCCGCCUCCCGCAGACCGCAGGUUGCGAUUCCAUCACUCAGCGGCGGAGCGCAUCAAGCACGCUCAAAGACAUUCAUCCGCCAAUCCAGCGAGGACAACGAUCACUACUAUACCAUCAACAAACUGGGGCCGUCAUUGCCCAAGAAGCCCCACGAUAGCAAGCUUUUUCGGAUUAGCGAUCUCCUUCUCGACCUCGACGACUUGGACAGCAAGCACGUGCGCCCAUUUGCUCCGGACGACGAGGCCCAGCUGCAGGUGAAAUGGGACGUGAACCCCACACGUGAGAGACUCAAGAGUCGUCUCGGACAGGCCAAAGAACAGCUGGAUCGCUCGCGGCAAAAGUCAUUCGAUAUCAUGAACGGGCCUUUCAAUGCCUGGCGACUGUCAAGUCAUGACAUCCUCUCAGCAGCUCUCCGUGGUGCUCCGACGACUCCGCUGAUCGACUCAGGUGAGGAGGCUCAGCGGGGGGACAUGGGUGACUUGACUGCUUCCGAGGUGUUGGAUCCGCGCAAUCGAUUAGACACGUUCCACACUAUCUGCUCUGAGAAUGCCAUAUCCGACUACGCACUUGGGAAUGAUGAGCUACUGCUGCAAUGGCUCAAGACACGCCAAAGAGUUGUUCAGCUUGGGCGCCAACCGAGUCAGACUCCGCCCUCCCCCGACACAUUCAUUGCGGCGCUUGACGACCAGAUUUCGAUUGCAAGCCUCCGCAGGCUAGUCUCAAAAGCUCUGUCGUCUGGGUUGGACACCACCCUUUUCCAGGUCUCCCAGGCCCCAGGGAAGGAAGCACCGCGCAACUUUUCAUCGGCGAUUCGACGAGCAUGCGGGAGAAUACUAUUCCAAUGCGACCCCCUGUAUCCAGCUCUCCUCGAGACCAUGGCCUUUCUGGGAAACCUAAGACAAAGACUGGCAUCCGAUGGGCUCCACAUCGGAGGCUCUCUUUGUGGACUUGGGCUACAGCUUUCGGCUCGCAUUGCCAACUCAGAGGCAACAUUGAAAUAUCUCGGGCUUGGUUUUGAGCAUAACAUCUGGACCGAGACGCCUGGGCAGAUGAUGAAGGAUGUGCUGUUCGCCCUAGAGACGUAUUCGGCUCAUCUUACCACACCUUCAGAGGCACCACCCCUCGACGUCUCUGGUCGUGAGUCACUCUUGCAAAUUUUAACAGGCCAUGGCGAAGAAGAUGAGGCUUCACCAGUGUCGUUUCGAUCUGUCGCUCUUCUCUUCCUCUCGGAAAAAUCGACUGUCAAAGAGAGGGACGACGCUAUGAAAGCCUUGAGAGCCUAUAUCUCGACAUUGGGGAAGCUCGGGGCUGUCGCGACGUUGUGGAAGGAGUGGCGCUUGAUAGGAGGCGGUGUCGAAGGAAAUGCCCAAACUGGGAAUAAUAUCCAAAACUGCGUAAACGCAGAGGACUUCGUGGCUGCAGUCAGGGCUGCACUAUCAGUUGUGGCUCUGCGCGAAGAGUCGGUUCCGACGCACCUGGGACUGGCGGGCUGUGCCAUGCUGGACUGGCAAUCAAUCGAGUUGCAGAACCCCGAUGCAUGGCUGGGUAGCCAGCAGGAUGCUCACCCAAUUGAAGGAUUCCCCGACGGCGACACCCGUGCAGCGCUAGAUCUUCCUCUAGAUGGUUGGCUGAACGCAGUGCAGCGCGCUGCCGGGCCAAGAGGUGGUCCCCGAAAUACUACUCCGUACUUUGCUAGCCAGCCAGUUGGGCAUGUCAACAAGCCGCCCACAAAUCUUUUUAUUGUCAGGUUUCACCUGCGGCAGUCAGCCAAGGAUCCGGAGGCUUCGAGGCUUCAAGGCCCCAAGGUUCAAUGA
Messenger RNA from Ilyonectria robusta, 1827 nucleotides. RefSeq lists its product as uncharacterized. Lineage: Eukaryota; Fungi; Ascomycota; Sordariomycetes; Hypocreales; Nectriaceae. The record is from RefSeq and is a predicted model, not a curated record. The transcript is spliced from 2 exons. Bases 1 to 1827 code for a protein of 608 amino acids.